This is a messenger RNA of Triticum turgidum subsp. durum (durum wheat), 669 nucleotides long. NCBI's taxonomy places the organism in Eukaryota, Viridiplantae, Streptophyta, Magnoliopsida, Poales, Poaceae. The record is from the annotation of a GenBank genome assembly.
AUGGCGUUGGGACUCCGGGAAGGCGGCGCCGGCGAGCUGCAGGGCAAGGAGGGCAGCGGUGAGGCCACGGCGGCGGCUCCGGCGUACCGCUACGCCGCGAGCGACUCGUUCGCCUACGACGACAUGCCGCCGCUGCCGCAGCAGAUGGACCGGCAGCCGCCCCUGGUGCUCGGCGGGGAGGGGAUGCUCGGCGACGGCCGGAUCCCGGCGUCCGUGUUCGAGCGGGACACGUCGGAUCCCGGCAAGGACUGGAGCAUGAUGUCCACCGAGUCGGUGUUCGGGCUCCAGGUCGCGCCCUCCUGCGACUUCACCGGCUACUUCCUCUCGCACCCGGAGCUCAUGGACAUCGCCACGCCGCCCCGCGACAGCUCCGCCGACGUCUCCCGCCCCUCCGCCACGUCCACGCCGCGGCAGUUCAAUGCCGUCCCGGAGCUCGGCGACGCCGCCCCGAGCUACUCCUUCGCCUUCCCCAACCUGAUGGAGGACAGGAGGUACAGCUCCAAGAGAGCUCAGGAAUCUAGCGAGAUGCCGGCGACGCCGAGAACGGCGCGGGCGGGGGAGCCGGCUGCGGAGACGACGGCGCUGGGGGAGGGGGCAAGCAGCAAACCGGAAGCGGAGCCGGAAGCGCCGAAGGGAGGCAUGUUCUCGUGGUUGCCCUGCUGCUCUUGA